AUGACCGUGAUCGUCGAGAGGAAGCGGUCAAGACCCCCCACUCAGGUUCUUCGUCUGGAGGAGUUGUAUGUAGACAUCGAGGAUCCGAUGAUGAAGGAUGCGAGGAGGGAUGAGAAUGGCCUCGAGCUGCACGUCACGGACUCAGCUCAUGACUUUAAGCAUCUCUUGCACAUCCUUUACGAUGGUUUUGAGUAUAUGAAGAGCGUCAAACCAAUGGAAUUCUGCGACCUUGCAUCAGCCGCCCGUCUCGCACAUAAGUACUCCAUCUUCUCGAUACUCAACCAGUGCCUCGAGCACCUCGAAGCCUUCUUCCCCUCCACGAUCGACGACUGGGACAAGCACGAGUCUCUCCGUGCGCCUUCUUCCCGCUCUUUCUCUCCUCAGAACGCCAUCGAGGCGGUCAUCCUCCUCCGCUCCCUCCCACCAACUGGUCCCGCGGGCGCGAUGCUCCCUGCCGCCUACUACCUCGCUGCGCAGCUGCCCUCAAUCGUGAUCUCCACUGGCGCUCGGCGCGUAGACGGGACGCUCGAGACACUAGCACAGCCCGACCUCGAUCACGUCUACGCGCUACAGAAGGAGCUCGUCGUCGAUGCCGUCGACGCCCAUUCCGCGGUGUACAAAGGUGUCCCUGAAGGGUGCAAGGCCGGCCUGUUCCGCUCGUGCCGCGCCGGGCUGGAGCGCGCGGAGAAGGACUUCCGGCGGGCUGCGGUGCACGGAGACCCGCUGGGCGACGCUUUGCGCCUUGAGAUCGUGGGGCUGGCGGGUGACAAGUACAGGGUAUGCGGGCCUUGCAUAGCCGCGCUGUGGAAACGGGAGGGGGAGUCUAGGAAGAAGAUUUGGGACAAGCUGCAUGAAGGUCCCAGGAGGGGAGAACAGCCGGCGGACUCAGGGAAGGCCGCAGGAGGGAAGGCAAAGUAG
Epithele typhae is the source of this 918-nucleotide messenger RNA. RefSeq lists its product as uncharacterized. Lineage: Eukaryota; Fungi; Basidiomycota; Agaricomycetes; Polyporales; Epitheliaceae. Bases 1 to 918 code for a protein of 305 amino acids. The record is from RefSeq and is a predicted model, not a curated record. The transcript is spliced from 3 exons.